CAUUGGCGGUGUUUCACGUGCUCUUGGUUCUGUUUCUACCAUGGCCUUCGGCAGGACCUCCACCUUAUUACAGCAGACGUACAACACAACCUUUGUCCGGACCAAGAUGAAGACCAACCACUCCGCUGCCAAGAGAUUCAGAAAGACUGCCGACGGUUACAAGAGAGGAAAGUCAUGCCGUUCUCACGGUAAUAUCGGCUGGAGUAUGAGAUUGUUGAACCAGAAGACUGGUGUUGUGCACGUCGACAAGAAGGGCAGAAACCACAGAAAGUUAAGGAAGCUUUUGCCAUACUGGUAACCCCAAAGAGUUAUUGUACGGUGUCUAGGAUCCAGAACCGUGUACAGAAGAGGUGUCUCAUUCCAGGGUUGAACACGGC
Babjeviella inositovora NRRL Y-12698 is the source of this 377-nucleotide messenger RNA. RefSeq lists its product as uncharacterized. Gene Ontology annotation, molecular function: structural constituent of ribosome. The coding region runs from base 41 to 298 and encodes 85 amino acids. The transcript has a single exon. The record is from RefSeq and is a predicted model, not a curated record. NCBI's taxonomy places the organism in Eukaryota, Fungi, Ascomycota, Pichiomycetes, Serinales. Gene Ontology annotation, biological process: translation. Gene Ontology annotation, cellular component: ribosome.